This is a messenger RNA of Trichoderma atroviride IMI 206040, 4866 nucleotides long. The record is from RefSeq and is a predicted model, not a curated record. Lineage: Eukaryota; Fungi; Ascomycota; Sordariomycetes; Hypocreales; Hypocreaceae.
AUGACUCGAAAUAACCUCGCCGGCCACCUCUCCUGGUUGUUGAAGAACGUUGCGUUAUCAAAACCCACCGCCCGCGAAUUUCCCACAACAAGCGAUACCUCGUCGUUCCGUUUUUCGCAGUCGCAAUCUGCCGAUACGCCUGCGGCAAAUUUCAGUCAAGCAACCACUGCAUCAACCAGCGCAGACAAACGAGUAUCCCAGGUACAGGCGUCUGGGAGCUCAAAUGGCCUGCCGAAGAGAGAAGAAGCUUUACAGGAUAAAGAAGUGGUGGUGUUAGAGGACGACAGUAUGGGCCGCUUGAGCUUGUCUACGAAAUCGAACAAAAGACCGCUUCUGUCCCAAAAUGGCCAGCUCGCAACACCGUCAACCACUGAUUCUGAGACCAAACCCCGCUUGAACGAGCCUCUGAAGUCUAGUGUUCUAAAACAAGAUGGCAUAUCAAAAACGAAAUCAGGUUCACUUCGCCGCAUCUCGUCGCCGGAAUUUAGUACCGAUUUCGCCGACUUCGAUGACGAUGACUUGGAGUACAUGGAUCUAACAAGAACAACCGGUGCAUCUGACGAGGAAUCGCUACAGUUCGGCGAUGAUGUGAAGGUCUGGACGGAAAAAGAUGCAUCUUGGGAAGCGCCGCUGCCUCAAGCUAAAAAGAGGAAGAGUGCUGAUACCGGCGACGCUUCUGCUGAAAGCCAAUUUCCAGAUGUAUAUCAGAUCCUGGGAGCUGACCCUCCAGUCCUGACUCCUGGUCGUCGAUCCGCGAAAAAAAUGUCUUUGGAUGGGCCCUCCUCCCCUUUAGGUAGAGCCACUACCCAAACGGCGCCAUCUCCUAUCAGGCGGACUCCAGAAAGAGACUAUGCUAUCAGCAGUUCCGAACGACGAAAGAAGUUAAAGGUUACGAAUGAGCGGCCUUCGUCUCUAGACUCUCCAAGCCUCGACGAUGCUGCUCAGCCUGAGCCACGACAAGCUAAUGAAUACUUCAUCCCUGAUUCCGAUGAGGAAUUCGUUACGCCGCCGCCGUAUAAUACUUCCAAGAAAAAGUCAGCGAAGCCUUUUGCAGAUGUACAAGAGGAGGACGCUUUCCUCAUGGACGUUGAAGAUUUAGCUGUAUCUCCCAGGCCAAAACAACCACGCUCAUCUCUACCUCCUCGGCCAGUGCAGACUGAAAAUCCACAUGUUUUACCCCACCAAAGCAUAUCUGAAAGCCAGAGCACUGGUACCAUCAAUAAUUCUGACGAAACACACCCACCACAGCAUAAAUUUCCGUCGUCUAGCCAAACACAGAAAAUCUUAUCUCGCAUUUUAGCAAAUCCACAGCUUCUAGUCCAACAAAGUGAAUUCCUAGACGACCAAGUUCAGCAAAAUGAUCGAGACUUUUUACAAGCUAUAAACGACCGGCUGCCGAAAGACAAGAGAAAUGAAAUCAAAGCAGAAAAAGAACGACUCAUCCAACAGCAAAAAGCGAUGCAAGGCCUCAAUAAAGCGGUGAAUAGCUAUAGAGCCUUGAACGAACAGCGAGAAGCAGUUGCUCUGCAGGUAGCCCAGUCUUAUUCAAAGGGCGUAGAUACAGAUGAAGACGAAGCCCGACUUGAUGAACUUACUGAGCGUGUCGAGUCAACAGAACGAGAGCUUUCCCAAAUGCUGGCCGAGGCAGGCCUUGACGAGUCCAGGUUCAUGGAAAAACAAAAAGACUCUAUUCGGAAUGAGAGAGACGAGCAUAUCGUUGUACUUGGUACGCAAGCUGGGCAUAGGGGCAUGGUCAAUAUGUCGCGGAGCUCAAAAGAUGUUCCACUAUCCAUGGGUGGGACUCAAGUUAUUCACCAAACGCAGCUACCCGAGCCGAUUCGAUCACAACUAGGGAAUCACCUCAUGGAUGUAGAAGACGAUUUCUUCUCUGAUUUCGACGAGAUCGAGAUGCAGCUGCCUCCGAAAUCUACCAAGAAGACCGCUCAGCUCGACAAGGGCAAAACUCCUAUGAGAAAUCGCACUCAGCGCUCAGGAAAUGAAUUUAGCGAUUUCAGCGACGAUGCUGAUAUGCUUGCAUUUGCUCAAGAUUACGAGAUACGUCAGUCUGCCGACGGGCCGCCUCAGGAUUUUCGAGUCUUUUCAGAAACCUCGGGAAAUGCCUUGCCUGUGUCAAAACAGAGGCAGCUGACCUCAAAAAGGCAAUCUCCUCCAGAGCCGUCUCAAACAAGGAUACCACCAGAACUUAUGAGGCAUUCUUGGUCCGCAGACGUCCAAAAGAUUUUGAAAGAUCGAUUUAGGAUGAAAGGAUUCCGACAUAAUCAGUUAGAAGCCAUCAAUGCUACGCUCGCUGGCGAAGAUGCCUUCGUUCUGAUGCCAACAGGCGGUGGAAAAUCUCUCUGUUACCAGCUUCCAGCCGUUGUCAAGUCAGGGAGAACAAGAGGAGUGACCAUUGUCAUAUCCCCUUUACUGAGUUUGAUGCAAGAUCAGGUUGAUCAUAUGAAAGCCUUGGGGAUACAGGCCGUUGCUUUCAACAGCGAAUGCUCUGCCGAAUACAAACGACAGGUCAUGUCUGCCUUCAAUGAGCGGAAUCCGGAGCAUUUCAUUGAGCUCCUCUACAUCACACCAGAAAUGGCCAGCAACAGCGUCCAGUUUCUCAACGCCAUGGUGAAUUUAUAUCAAAAGCAAAAAUUCGCCCGUUUCGUCAUUGACGAAGCUCACUGUGUCAGCCAGUGGGGGCAUGACUUCAGACCUGAUUACAAGAAUUUAGGCCAACUUCGGUCCAAGUUUCCCAACGUUCCCGUCAUGGCCUUGACAGCUACAGCAACCCAAAAUGUUAUUGUUGACAUUAAGUAUAAUCUUGGCAUGAUCAACUGCCAAGUGUUUUCGCAAAGCUUCAACCGUCCAAAUUUGUAUUAUGAAGUCAGGCCGAAAGGUUCAAAUCCAGUGGUGACCCAGCAAAUUGCCUCUCUUAUCAAUUCCAAAUACCGGAAUGUCACUGGAAUUGUGUACACAAUCUCACGAAAACAAGCUGAGGACGUCGCCGAGAAGCUUUCAAACAAUGGUAUUGCAGCCCGUCAUUACCAUGCUCAAAUAACGCCUGCGGAAAAGGUUGAAGUGCAACAAGCAUGGCAGAAGGGCCAAAUUAAAGUUGUAGUAGCAACCAUUGCAUUCGGUAUGGGAAUCGAUAAACCAGACGUCAGAUUUGUUAUGCACCAUGGCAUUCCGAAGAGCUUAGAAGGCUAUUAUCAAGAAACUGGCCGUGCGGGCCGAGAUGGGAAACCCUCCGACUGUAUCUUGUUCUAUGGAAAAGCGGACAUAAGAGUCCUCAAAAGACUGAUCAUAGAUGGAGAGGGCAGCAAGGACCAGAAGGAAAGACAGAUGGUGAUGCUGAACCGCGUAACGGCAUUUUGUGACAACAAGGCCGACUGCCGACGAACUGAGGUCCUCCGCUAUUUUGGGGAAGAUUUCCACCCGUCACAAUGCCACAAGACUUGCGACAAUUGCCAGGCUGGACUGGUUUUCGAGCAGCAGGACUUUUCAGAAUACGCCAUUGCCGCUAUUCGAGUCGUCCAGCAACAGUCAAGGCUCACGGCGAACCAGUGCGCGGAUAUUCUGAUUGGUAGGAAAUAUCCAGAAUACCAAGAACAGAAUUCGGACGAGUAUCACGGCAUAGCUAAGGGGAUGAAGAAACAUGAGAUAGUGCGCGUCAUUGACCGCCUCUCAGCUGAAAAGGGCUUUCAUGAAGACAAUAUCGUUGGGAAUCAUGGUGUCGCUAUUCAGUAUCUUCGAAUCGGACCUACCGCCAAUCAAUUCUUAAUGGGAAGACGGAAGUUGAUGCUAACAGUCCAAGUUUCGGAUGAAGGCGGCUCAAAUCAGACGAAGACAAAGAAAACCAAGGCAAGCAAAAAGCAAAAAGAGCCAGCAGCCAAUGUGCAGUCAACAUACGUCUCGUCCCCAAUCAAUAGACGUAAAAAAAGAGCGGCAGUCGUCGAUAGCGAUGACGAGUCGAACUUGCCUAUGACAUCACGUGGCUAUGUGAACGAUGGAUUCGUUGUCUCAGAUGAGGAGGCCGAAGAGGAUGAAGAGGAUGAAGAAGCCUUCGAACCGCUCCCACAGCAUCGGCCUGCAAAACCGACUUCAAAACCUACCUCCAAAAAGACAUCGCGACCGGAGCCUAUCCUGAGCAAACAUAGACUGCAAGAUCUGCCAGAGAUCCACCAAGACGUGGUGGACUCUUUUGUUCAUGAGGCACGUCAGUUGGAAGAGCGUAUCCGGAAUAAACUGGGCCUCAGACGGCCAAUGUUUACAGACACUCAUCUGCAAGAAAUGGCUAUCAACUGGACCACUUCGAUCGACAGCAUGAGUCGCAUUCCCGGGAUUGAUGUCGACAGAGUCAAGGAGGUUGGACCAAAGCUAAUCCCGUUGCUGAACAUGCAUCAUGCAUCGUAUAGAGAGAUUGCUGCGGCAGACGCUGGCACUGGCGCCUCAACCUCCAACUUGGAUCAAGAAAUAGUAGACUUGAUCAGUUCUGAUAUCGACCUCGACGAAGAUGAGGAGGAGGAGGAGGGGGAAGCCUCCCAUUACUUUUCUUCAAAACCGGCAGCAGAUGUCCAAGCCUUCCAUGAUAGGCUACAAACUUUGAAUAGCCAGCCAACUCAAUCCAGAGGCAAAUCCUCCUAUAGCCGGGGAGGAGGCAGGAAAUUCUCUGGCAAAAAGUGGCCCAAGAGAGGCGGUGCUGCUGGAGGCUCCCAACGUCGGGGUAGUGGUUCCAGCAGGCGAGGCGGUGGCUCCGCAGGUGGUAGCGGCGCGUCGUCUUCGCGGCCUGCUUCUGGAGGCGGCGGAUUCAAGCGAGACGGCAAGAUAGUCAAGAAAAGCGGAGGUGGCAUCGGCCUCAUGCCGUUAUGA